Panonychus citri (citrus red mite) is the source of this 3782-nucleotide messenger RNA. It is a transcript of the gene Hmgcr, whose product is annotated as 3-hydroxy-3-methylglutaryl-coenzyme A reductase-like. The transcript is spliced from 3 exons. The record is from RefSeq and is a predicted model, not a curated record. NCBI's taxonomy places the organism in Eukaryota, Metazoa, Arthropoda, Arachnida, Trombidiformes, Tetranychidae. Gene Ontology annotation, cellular component: endoplasmic reticulum membrane; peroxisomal membrane. Bases 696 to 3098 code for a protein of 800 amino acids. Gene Ontology annotation, molecular function: hydroxymethylglutaryl-CoA reductase (NADPH) activity; protein binding. Gene Ontology annotation, biological process: isoprenoid biosynthetic process; sterol biosynthetic process; coenzyme A metabolic process.
UAAUUGACGAUUAAUUAUUAAUAGAAAACAACAAGAAGAAAAAGAAAAAGAGAAGAAAAAAAAAAUUCCAACUUUUUCUCUUCCAAUUUUCUCUUUACAGUUAAUCCAUUCGAUUUUGGCGCUUCUUUUUUAUUCUAUUCUAAAGUUCCGCCUACUUUUUUAUUCUAAUUCUCACACUCGUAACCCAAUUCAUUCUGUGUCCUUCUUUCAUCAGUAUUUUUUUUUUCUUCUCUCUCUCUCUCUCUCUAUCUUUUCAUCUUCUCUUUCUCUCCAUCUUUCUUUUUUUCUCUCUCUCUAUCCUCUUUCUCCUUCGUCUUCAUCAUCAUCUUAAACAUCUUCACCGGACACGGUUACGUACAUUUUUUUAACAUUAUUAACGUUUAAAUCAGUUAAAUUAAAUCUGUCCGACAACAAACGUUCAACUCUCAAUUGUCAUUGUAUUUUUUUGGUCUCAUAGGAGAGAAGAGAAAGAGGAUUGUGUUUAUUUGUUUUUGUUUUUUUUCUUUCUCCCUUUCUCUCUCUUUCUCUCUCCUUUUUUUUCUCUCUUUUCUCUUCUUCUUCUUUAAUGUGUAUAUGAACCUCUUGUGUUUCAACUUUAACCUCUCAGAGUUUUAUUCUAUUGUUAUAUUCUAUUCUUUUAUUGGUAUAAUCCUUUCUCUCCCCUUAGUAUUAAACAUUUUUUUUCUCUCUCCAUAAUGUCUGAUGCUUUACUGUUCUAUCUCUAUGAGAAACUUUGUGCCAAUCAACCCUGGGCAAUUCUGAUUAUAUGUCUCUGUUUUGUUAUUGGUAAAUAUAUUUUAAAUUCUAAGGAUAAUGUUCAUAUUGCUUCUUCUUGUUCUUCUUCUAAAACUACUUCUGGUUCAUCGAGUUUAAAUUCAAAAGACAAAUGCUCGGUGAAACAAUCUUCUUCUUCUCCUUCUAUUGUGCCAUCUUUUCCCGACGACGAUGAUGAUGAUGAUGAUGAAGAGGUGGAGGAGGAGGAGGAGGAGGUGAAAGAAGAUGAACAGGUUGAAGAACAACAACAUCAUAAUGAUCUUCAACAAGAAUUACAAUAUGAACUUCAACAACAAUGUCACCAACAUCAACAAACACAACAGUGGCAGGAUAAUCAUCUACUUCACAACAAUCAUCUUAAUAAUCAUCUUAAUAAUCACCUUAAUAACUCUCACACUGUAGAGCAUCAUAAUAUUUUAAAUUCACAACAACCAACUACAACAACAACAACAACAACAACAACAACACCACUUACAACUACAAAAUCACCUUCAUCACAAAAGUUAUCUAAAAAAAAUGAUCAUUCACGUCAUAAAUGUAAUAAAGCGCCUUUACAAGAGAUAGAAGUGAAAAUUACAUCAGCUGAGACUCAAAUAGAUAGUGAGUCUCAUACAUUUUUAACUGAAUCCUCGGAACCUUGUGAGUAUGUUGAACGUCAGCGAGCACUCACUCCGAAUAAUAUUGUUGUCCAACAGGAUUCUGAUACGGAAAGUGUGAUAGUUGAAAAUAAAAAGCGACGACCCAACAGAUUAAGUGCCGAUGAAAAUAGCCCUUCAUUUUUCCUUGGUGAUGAUUCUCUAUCCGAUUCAUGUGAUGAUUUAAUCUCAUUAUCAGAUAGUGAUCCAGGAGUAAUCGAUGGCGGUGGUGGUGGUGGUGGUGGUGGUAAUCGCCGGCAAACAAGAUCAACAACCCGAAAUGAGGAGAAAAUAAAACCUCGACCAUUGAGUGAGUUACAGUCUCUCUUAAAGACAGAAGAUGGUCUUAAAACGAUGACUGAUACUGAAAUAAUUUUGCUCGUUGAUUCCAAGAUUAUACCACAAUACAAAUUAGAGGGUCUUCUCGAUGAUCCAGAACGUGGUGUUAAAAUCCGUCGAAAUAUUGUUGCCAGAGAUUCUAAGUGUACUUCCAUUCUUGAAAAUCUACCAUUUACCAAUUAUGAUUACAAGUAUGUUUUAGGUGCUUGCUGUGAGAAUGUAAUUGGUUACAUGCCAAUACCUUUAGGUGUUGCCGGACCACUUUUAUUGGAUGCUAAAAAGUAUCACAUACCCAUGGCCACCACCGAGGGUUGUCUCAUUGCAAGUACAAAUAGAGGUUGUCGAGCCUUAAUGUUAUCUGGAGGAGUGAGAAGUGCCAUUGUAGGUGAUGGAAUGACUCGUGCUCCCUGUGUUAAAUUUCCUAAUGCCAUGAGAGCAGCAGCAGCCAUGCAAUGGAUGCAGAAACCAGAAAAUUUUGCCAGAAUAAAAGAAUCCUUUGAUUCAACCUCACGAUUUGCUCGUCUUGAUCGAGUUUUAACCCGUAUCGCUGGACCCUAUGUGUAUUUCCGUUUCGCUGCCACUACUGGUGAUGCCAUGGGAAUGAAUAUGAUCUCCAAGGGUGCUGAGCUUGCUAUCAUGAAAUUAAAGGAACACUUUCCUGAUAUGGAAAUGAGUGUUCUCAGUGGUAACUUUUGUUCCGAUAAAAAACCCUCUGCGGUUAACUGGAUUGAGGGUAGAGGUAAAUCAGUUGUAUGUGAGGCCAUAGUUCCAGGUAAAAUUGUUCGUGAUGUCCUCAAAACAAAUAUUACAUCUCUUGUUAAAGUCAAUAUAAGUAAAAAUUUGAUUGGAUCAGCUGUUUCGGGAACCAUUGGUGGUUACAAUGCUCAUGCAGCAAACAUUGUCGCCGCGAUGUACAUUGCAACGGGACAGGAUCCUGCCCAAAGUAUUGGAAGCUCCAAUUGUAUCACUAUAAUUGAGUCAAUUUCCAACAAUAGAGGUGAAGAAAAUCUUUACAUCUCUUGUACAAUGCCUUCAUUGGAAUUGGGUACCAUUGGUGGAGGAACAAUACUCCCACCUCAAGCAUCGUGCCUUGACCUUCUCGGUGUACGUGGAUCAUGUCUAGAAGAACCAGGUCGUAAUGCUCAAGAGUUUGCUCGAAUCGUUUGUGGCACUGUACUAGCAGCAGAGCUUUCGUUAUUAUCCGCAUUGGCAGCGGGUCAUCUAGUAAAAUCCCACAUGAAACACAAUCGUUCAACUAUUUCAAUUGAUGCCUCAACGUUAUCUCCUUUCUCUUCCCAUCCUGUGUUAAGAUCAACUUCCCAAUUUUUGACCCAAUGCCAGCCCCAAUAAUAACUAACCUUAGUGACAACCUUUUCAUUUUAUUUUUUAAUCUUCUCUCUCCCUCCCUUUGCUCUUUUUCUUCUUUUCUCUUCUUCUUCUUCUUCCUCCUUGAUGUUCAAUCAAAUAUGUUUGAUUUGCUUUAAAUUUACCAGUCAGAUUUUGUUUUUUGAUUGUUGUAGCUAAAUUUCUAUUGAAAAUUCUAUUGAAAAGAGGAAAUCAUCACAGGUAAAUUAAACUUGUAACCGGAUUUAGAUCAUGAACCAUGAUCAUUGAUUAUAUGUUAAUAAGGUAUCAACACGAUUAUGACCCAUUGAUUGUACUUUACAACAAUCAACCUAUCAUCAAAGUUUAUUAAUCAUAAUCAUCACCAUCACCACCACUCAACAAUUACAAUAAUCUCAUCAUCUUUAUCCUGAUUACAACCAAAUAUCAUCAUCACAAUCAAUUUGAUUUUCAGAAAAAAAAUUUUAUUUCAAAUCUAUUUUUAGAUUAAUCAAAAACUUUGAUAAAGUGUUGCAAAACUUAUAACAAUUUAAAUACCAACAAUCAAGAGAAAGUGAUACUUAAAUUAGAUUGUUGAUUUUGUUAAAUAUUAAUUCGAUUAAAUUUAAUAACUGUUCAAUAAAUUGUUUGUCUGAUUAAGAAACUUAAUCAAAGUGACAAAACCGGUAAUCAAAAAAAAUAAUAAAUAAA